This is a messenger RNA of Botrytis byssoidea, 618 nucleotides long. RefSeq lists its product as uncharacterized. NCBI's taxonomy places the organism in Eukaryota, Fungi, Ascomycota, Leotiomycetes, Helotiales, Sclerotiniaceae. The coding region runs from base 1 to 618 and encodes 205 amino acids. The record is from RefSeq and is a predicted model, not a curated record. The transcript is spliced from 3 exons.
AUGCCACCACUGUUAGAUACUUCUCCUUCCCCAAACAACUCCAUCGAGAUUGUCACUCGGACCAUUAAUGAAUUCAUGGACAAAUUGCAACUGACUUGGGCUAUCAAUGCUGCAAAGGGACUUGUCGAACUCAGGCCUGAUUCUCUGCUCUGCCGAGAAAUAGAGCUCGCACUCCUCCGUGUUAUCGGUCAAACCGUCUCCCCCGACAAAGUUUAUCUUCGAAUCGGCAAUGAAUUAAACCAUUUCGAUCGGCCUGCUUAUCGCGCAGCUAAUCCUCUCUUCCACACUAUCUUGCUCUGCUGCUAUCAAAUGAUGCAAGGAUGGGCCGAUGAAGGAUGGUUUGAGAAUCUUCCAACCAUCGAACAGAGUUUACGGGAUGUUGCUCAUCUAGAUGCGAGAAGACUUGCUGGCGCAACUGGACUGUCGACACAAAGGGAUUUCGAGGUGUAUCGGAGUUUUGAAAAUACAAUGUAUACUGAUCAUCAUUUAAGAAUGCGUGUUGAUACUCAAGUUGAGAUGCUAGAGGAGAUGAUUGCAAGGAUGAAGGCUGCGGAGAGUAAUCACGAUCAUAAUGAUGAAGCUGAGAUGGGGAAUCGAGGAGGUAAUGAUGGAAUAUAA